AUGAUUACUGAUUUUGAUAAAUGGAAUUGGCGUACAGAUCAGCCCCGAACAUUUCACCCCUUGUCAUGGGAAACUCGUCGUGAACCUAUUGAGUGCGCCGCCGCAGUGAACGUGUUGCGAGAGAAUGAGGCCAUCGAGCGAUCGGAGUGGGAGAGGUCUAGACUGGCGUAUCUAUUAGGUGAGAAUACUGACGUUUUUGAUGUUGUCGGAGAACCGACACCAUUCGCCAAACACCAUAUAGAUACCGGUGACCACCCGCCGAUUGCUGUGCCCCCGUAUCGGGUCACGCCUGCGAAGAAGGAAAUCAUGCGCGCCGAGUUAGACAAGAUGCUGGCUGAUGGUGCGAUUGAGGAGUGCGAAUCCGCCUGGGCCGCGCCAUGCGUCCUGGUACCGAAGUCUAAUGGUACCUAUAGGUUUUGUGUAGACUAUCGCAAGCUAAAUGGGGUUACAAAGACAGACGCAUACCCCAUGCCACGUAUCGACGAGCUGUUACAGUCGGCCAAGAACGGCUGUGUGAUGAGCUUGCUAGACCUCCGUAGUUGGGUACUGGCAGGUUAUUACAGCGGAUAG
Molecule: messenger RNA, 570 nt
Organism: Parnassius mnemosyne (clouded apollo)
Lineage: Eukaryota; Metazoa; Arthropoda; Insecta; Lepidoptera; Papilionidae
Source: the annotation of a GenBank genome assembly